AUGGCAAUUAAACUGAGAACUCUUAGCUUGCUUUUGUAUAAAAAUUUAAUAAUUAGAAGAAGGCAUUGGAAAACGACAAUAUUUUUACAAUGUUUAAUACCUAUUAUCCUCUUUAUAUUGAUACAAUUUGUGAGAGAUUUUAGUGUGCAACCAUCUCGUGUGAUUAAUGAAAAUACAUAUUAUCCUAUAGAAAUGAAAGAAGAAUUAAUAGUAAUAAAUAGAGAUUUAAACUUUUUGUACUAUGAACCACAGAAUUCAUUUACAAAAAGUAUUUUCGAAAAAAUUAGAAUGUGUUUAAAACUACCACGUGAAAAUGUAGUUGGUUUUUCAUCUGAGGAUAAUAUGAUUAAAGCUUAUACAGAAUUACAAGUUAAAUCUCCUAAUAUUGAGGUUAUUGGCCUUGUAUUUGAACAAUAUAAUACAACUGAUAUAAGGUAUAAAAUCAGACAUACUUUUAAAAUUCCUAAUGUAUUAUUCCAAAACAUAUUUAAUGAACUUGGAUGGAAUUCACAUGCCAUAUAUUUAAGUAAAGUACCAUUUGUACAAUUACAAAUGUGUGUUGAUGAAACUUUUAUAAAUCACAAAGCAUCAAAUUCUAUGAUGAAUACAAAGGUGUCAAUACAACAAAUGCCUUAUCCUCCAUAUGUUAAAACAGAUGACUUUGAUACGUUAUUAAGACUGGUGAUAUGUACAUUUGCUGUGAUAGCAUUUCUAUUUCCACUCUGUGUAGAAACGAACUAUGCAACAAAAGAAAAGUACAUUGGUAUAAAUGUUUUAAUGGCAAUGAAUGGAGUCAAACAGUAUCAAAAUUUAUUAAGUUGGUUAAUCACUGGCACUGUAUUCAGUAUUUUUUAUAUAAUACCAAUGAUAAUAUUGUUUAAGAAUACUUUUUCUGCAAAUGUUGAUCCUUACUUGUAUUAUAGUAAUACAUAUAUAUUUUGGUUGAUACUUACAGCUCAUGUUGCUCAUUUAAUAUCAUUUGGAAUGCAUGUUGCUGCAUAUUUCUCAAAACCGCGUUUUGUUAUAACAAUACUGUUAAUUGUUUAUAAUGUUGCCCUUAUGCUACGUACGAAUUUGGAAAGGGAAGAAGUUUUUUCAGUAAUACCAUAUUUGGGCAUAUUGUUUCCAAAUAUAUUAUUAUAUAGAUUCUUUCAAGAAAUAAAUGCAUAUGAAGUUCAAUUGACUGGUAUUCAAUGGUCAAACAUAUUUUUUGCUGGGGAAACACAGUAUGACACUACUGGAUGUAAUGGAUUUAUAUUUAUUUUUUCUAUUUUGGGUACUUUACUACAUUUUUCUCUGACUGUAUAUAUUAAUGCUGUACACCCAGGAAAAUAUGGAAUUCGCCAAAGUCCAUUUUAUUUUUUGAAGUAUUUAAAGAAAAAUAAAGUAAGCCUCGAUGAAGAUAUAGAAAACUUUGAAUAUGAUAAUGUGGGUAACGAUAAUUUUGAACUAGUUGCAAGAGGUGCAUUUACUCCUGGAAUUCAAAUACGUAAUAUUAAGAAAACAUAUAAAAGUAUUUGUUUCCGAAAAUCCGCAGUCCAAGCAUUAAAAGGAAUUUCAAUGGAUUUAUAUAAAGGACAAAUAACAGCUUUAUUAGGGCAUAAUGGAGCUGGGAAGACUACACUCAUGUCUAUAGUGACAGGUGUAACAAGUGCAACUGAAGGAAAAGUUCUCAUAAAUGGUAAAAACAUUACAAAAGAUUUACAAUCCAUUAGGAAUGAUUUGGGAUUAUGCCCUCAAGAAAAUAUGGUAUUCCCUGAUUUAAGUGUAUUUGAACAAUUAGAAUUCUUUGGUCUAUUGAAAGGUAAAAAUAAAAUGCGAAAAAACGUCCGAGAAGCUGUGAAUGUCUUACUGAAUAAGUUAAAGCUAAGUGAAAAAAGAAAUGUUCUUCCAAGCACAUUGUCUGGAGGACAAUUGAGAAGAUUGUGUCUUGGAAUGGCUCUUAUCGGCGAUGCUAGUACUAUAAUUCUAGACGAACCUACAUCAGGUAUGGAUCCAGAAACUAGAAGAGAUAUAUGGGACAUUAUAUUAAAGAUAAGAGGAAAGAAAACAAUUUUAAUUAGUACACAUAAUAUGGAAGAGGCAGACAUACUUGGAGAUCAAAUUGCUAUUAUACAUGGAGGACGAUUAAAAUGUUAUGGCUCGCCAAUGUUUCUGAAAAAGCAGUAUGGUUACGAUCACAUAGAAGUUACUUUGUCAACAAAGUCAUGGUGCAAUGCAGAUCAAAUUAUAAAUAAUUUUGAUCCAAGAACACAACAAAUAAGUGUUGAUAGCAAGAAGAUCGUUUUAAGUGUACCUAAUACUGAAACAUUACCGCUGUCUUUAGAUAAAGUCGAUAGCCAAAAAAACAAUUUGGGAAUUACGGGAAUUAGCGUAUCACUUAUCACUUUGGAAGAAGUAUUCUUAAAAGUGAUUAAAAAUGAAGAUAAUGAGAAACACUUAAACGAAUUAUUCUCUCCUCCGUCACAAAAAGUGGAUGGGUGGAGGUUGUGUAUACAGUCAAUUUUAGCAUUGUAUCACAAGAAACUGAUUUAUACUAAGAAAAAUUUGUGGAACACCUUAAUAACAUUGUUUUUGUCACUUUUAUCGUUCGUGUUAAUGAGCUUAAGUUAUGAUACACCCCGCGACUCAACAGAUGUGUUUCCAUUAGACCUCAGUAUGUAUAGACACCCAAAAGCUUUGUAUUCGUCUACGAAUGAAACAAUAGGUACAGAGUAUAAGAAUUCAAUACAGUAUUUUGGCGGAUUCGCAAAAGCGACGGAAGAAAAUAUAAGCGUAACACAAGCUUUAUUGGAUCGAGCGGUGAGAGAUAUUGCAGAAUACCGAAAUAAUUAUAUUGUUUCUGCGGAAUUUAAUACAUCUGGAGAAGUUUUGUAUGCUAAUGGCUUUUAUUCUGGAAUUGCAAUUCAUAGUAUUCCGCUAACUGUGAAUUUAUUGUCAAAUACACUAAUUAAAAAUAUGGUGGGAGAAGAAUAUUCUAUCCAUAUUUCUAGUCAAAAAUUUCCAACUGCUUUAUUCACAACGACAUUAUACAUACCAGAAACUGAGUCUUUGUUAAGAGUAUUAAUCUUCUGCUGUUUUUUCUUUUCUACUGUGGCACUUUUUGCUAUUCAUCCUCUCCAAGAAACGAAAACUAAAAUAAAACAAUUGCAGAGAAUGACAGGAGUUACCUCUUUCUCAUAUUGGCUAACCAUGUUUAUUUUCGAUUUCUUAGUUCUUGCAGUAUGCAUACUUAUUAUUAUACUAGGAUUUUACUUCAUGGAUAUUAUUUUGGAUAUACGCUUAUACUACAAGAUAGAAAUACUGAUAAUGGCAUUAUUACUGUUGCUCUUUGGCAUGAAUUCGUUGUUUAUAUCAUAUAUUUUUAGUUUUGUCAAUAAAUCAAGAAAUACUAUAAUAACUAUAUUAAGUAUUUUACCAACUGGAAUAAUUUUAUUACAAUAUCUUUUACACCAACUGAUUCAUAGUUUCAAUAAUCUAAGAGUUCUACAUUCAAUCCAAAAGAGGCUAUUUCGUCUAAUACCUCAUGUGAGUCUAUUUCAUGGUCAAUUAGCUUUCUUCAACGUAGCGCUGCAAAACGCGAGAUGUCGUCAAUUACCAAAUCAAUUACAAGAUGCAGUUUGCCUUGGUUUCUCGGAUAUUUGUUGCGAUUUGAAUUGUGCGGAUGGAGUAUGCAAGAAUCAGCUUUCUUACUUUUCUGAUGAUGAUAGUGACAUGAGCUUGAAAGAAUGCAUUAUAUUCCUGUGUCUUACACCAUUGAUUUAUUUUGCCAUACUUAUUAUUUUGGAAGAACGUUUACCACAAAUAUAUUAUGCUAAAAUGCUGAAUCAAAAUUUAAAAGACACAUGCAACAUAGAAGAUGAUCAAGUGAAGAAAGAGAAGCAUAUAGUUGCAUUAGAAAUUAGAAAAUUGCAAAAUCGUGGUGCAGGAAAAAACAUAAACGAGGAGAGGACUAAAACAGUUCCUAUCAUUGACAACAAUUUUUUAGAAAGUCCAGAAAACAACAACGAUAGUCUGUAUUUAGUUUAUGAAUUAAGCAAAUAUUAUGGUAAUUUGUUGGCAGUGAAGAAAAUUAAUUUUCGAGUAAAACGAGGUGAAUGCUUUGGAUUGCUUGGUGUUAAUGGCGCCGGCAAGAGUACUACGUUUAGAAUGUUAACUGGUGAAGAAUUACCAAGCAGUGGUACAAUGUACUUAGGGAACCUAGAAAUUCAUACUAAGAGAAAAGAUUAUCUUGCUCAAAUGGGAUAUUGUCCACAAACCGAUGCAUUGCUUAAUUCGUUGAAUGCAUUCGAUCAUUUACGAUUAUUUGCUUUACUUCGUGGUAUUCCGAAAUCGAAGGUGGAUUUAGAAGUUAAUAAAUGGAUUAAUCGACUGAAUUUAAAUGCCUGUAUGCAUCAAGCAAGCGGUACUUAUAGCGGUGGGAAUAAACGACGGUUGAACAUUGCGAUGGCCCUUAUUGGAAAUCCAACUCUGAUUCUAUUAGAUGAACCAACGACAGGAGUUGAUCCUGCGGCUAGAAGGUCGCUUUGGAAUAUACUCCAAUCCUGCCAAACAAUGGGACAAGCUAUUAUACUUACUUCUCACAGCAUGGAAGAAUGCGAAGCUUUGUGCAAUAGAUUAGUCAUUAUGGUGAAAGGUCAAUUGGUUUGUAUCGGUGCAAGUCAGGAAUUGAAACAACGAUUCGGCGCUGGUUAUGAUAUUCACAUUAAAUUAAAUCCGAAUCGAACGGACAAUGAUGUCAGCAAUAUAAAGAGGAUUAUAGAAUCUUCUUUACCAUGUGAAAUUCGGGAUGAGAAUUUGGGUCUUAUCGCAUAUCACGUGCGUGAUAUUGGAACGACCUGGGAAAGUAUGUACAGCACAAUGAACAAUUUGAAAGGCCAAUUCAGUUGUAUCGAAGAUUAUUCAGUUUUGUCUGCGACAUUGGAGCAACUUUUCAUUCAGUUUGCUAGAGGAACAUAUUCGAAUAAUAAUAAAUAAUAUAAACGUAUAAAAGUAUUAAUGUCGCGUGAU
Eufriesea mexicana is the source of this 5010-nucleotide messenger RNA. RefSeq names its product ATP-binding cassette sub-family A member 1. The transcript is spliced from 16 exons. Bases 1 to 4977 code for a protein of 1658 amino acids. Gene Ontology annotation, molecular function: ATP hydrolysis activity; ABC-type transporter activity; ATP binding. Lineage: Eukaryota; Metazoa; Arthropoda; Insecta; Hymenoptera; Apidae. Gene Ontology annotation, cellular component: intracellular membrane-bounded organelle; membrane. Gene Ontology annotation, biological process: transmembrane transport; lipid transport. The record is from RefSeq and is a predicted model, not a curated record.